ACACAGAAUGUAAAAAGCACGGCUUCCUCUCUUCCAAAUCAGCAUUUUUUAAGAAAUAAUUCAACAAAAUGUCACUCAGCUCACUUUCUUAGUUGUUUCCUCUAUGAAAAAAAAAAAAACUUCACCAUAGCCAUUUCACUUGAGAAUCUCUUCUCUUAAUUCAACAACCAGAUCUCAUCAAAUACUUCUACUUUUUCUAUUAAAUAAUCCAUUAGUUCAUCUGCUUUUUUCACUUUUUUAUCACAUCUCAAAAGUGUAUGGCUGUACUAGCGGGGGGUAAUCCGAUCGCUGUAAUUCCAGUAGAUAAACAGAUGGGUAUACCGCCGUUAAAUUCUUUACCGGUGGGUUACCGUUUUCGACCAACGGAUGAGGAGCUUGUUAAUCAUUAUCUACGGUUGAAAAUUAACGGUGCUGAUAGUCAAGUCAGCGUUAUUCGUGAAGUUGAUAUUUGUAAACUUGAGCCUUGGGAUUUACCUGAUAUGUCAGUGGUAGAGUCAAAUGACAACGAGUGGUUCUUCUUCUGCCCAAAGGAUCGUAAGUACCAAAAUGGGCAGCGACUGAACCGAGCAACAGAACGAGGCUACUGGAAAGCUACUGGUAAAGAUAGGAACAUUACUACUAAGAAGGGAACAAAAAUUGGGAUGAAGAAGACGUUGGUGUACUACAUUGGCCGAGCUCCUGAAGGCAAGAGAACUCAUUGGGUGAUUCAUGAAUACCGUGCAACUGACAAGUCAUUGGAUGGAUCACACCCUGGCCAGGGUGCUUUUGUGCUUUGUCGUCUGUUUAAGAAGACUGAUUUGAAGCCGGAUGUUGAAAAUUCCACUUUAGAUGCUGAACAGAAUGCUUCAGCUGCCAAAUCACCUAUGGAAGAUGAAUUAUCAGAGGCAGCGACUCCAUUAGAGGUCAUACAACCUUUAAAUGAUAGUGAUAAAGGCUAUGCAGCAGAGUUUUCCAAAGGUGAGAUGUAUGGCAAACAAAUAUCCAUUGAGAGUCACAACAAUAGCUGUAUUGCUGAUGAUGCUGAAGAUCAAAUGUUGGACAUAACAUCCAUACCGGAGCUAGCAAAAAUGUUUGGAAAUUUUGGUGACCCGUCAUUGCAGCCUGGAGAUUGGAAGAUCUUCUCCCCACUGCACUCACAGAUGCAGGUGGAAUUUGGAUCUUCCUAUUGGCAAGCUCCCUUGAAUAAUGACAUCUCUGCUUAUCAAAAAGAUGUCCAGUUUCAGUAUGGAACAAAUGCUCUUGAUAUUAAUGACUUUUUGGACUCAGUCAUCAACAACUCAGAUGAGUUGUCAUGUGAAGAUUCUGGACAAGAAUUGGCAUCACAUCAUAUUGACACCAAAAAUUGCAGCAUAACUGGCCCGAUGAUUAAGGACUCUGGAUCCUGUAGUGAGUCAGAAGCAGAAGUUACCCAAAGCCUGGUUGAGCCAGAAUUCUUUGAUCCUGAGGUGCUGUGGGGCAAUUUGGAUGAGACUGCAGUUAAGAGAGAAGUUAAUUCCAAUGGAACUACGGUGCUACAGGCUCAUGGUGGACCUUCUGUUAGCAGUGAUCAUACUGUAGGAAAUCUAGGUUUCCUUCAAAAUUCCUACCCUGGGCAUUAUGGUUAUCCUGCUGGUUUUGGUGAAAGUCAGGUCCCGAGCUUCCCAAGUGUAGAACAAUCAGGUGGUUACAUUAAUGUAUUAAGCCAUUCUGGCUCAGGAACUGGAAUAAAAAUCAGGCCCAGGCAAAUACAUAAUCCACCUGAUGACAUGCAGCCUAGACCACAAGGAAAUGCUAACAGAAGAAUACGUCUCCAAAUGAAAAUGCAAGUUGGACCAGUUGAGUGUGGCAUUCGUAGUCGGGGGGCAGAAAGUCAUCAAGCAGUAUCUGAGGGUGAGAAAGCCACUGAUGAACAUAGUUCCACUGCCAGUGAUACAACAUGUGAAAAAUAUGAGGGAGUUAGUGGGGACACUGAUGACUUGAGCACCCGAGUGGAAGAUGCAGAUGAUUCUCUAGUUCAAGAAAGUCUUGAUGCGUCCUUGAAGACUGCUUCAAAGCUCUCAACUUCAUCACAUGUUUACAUGUCCAAGGUUCUUGUGGUUGCAAGUCUGCUAGCGGUCGUCAUCGGUGUCUGGGGUUUCAUUGGUGUCUCGGGUUACUUUAGACUCUCCGUAUAGUGUGGCAUCGGCUACCUGACUUGUAUUUAGAGAUUCCUAAUGUAUGAGGGGCAUGUGUUCUGGGUAUAGCAUGAACAGGCCUUUCCUGUUUGAAUUUAUCCAAUAUGUUUAUUGCAGCAGGAACUUGAGUUGAGACAUUAGAGAUUGCUAGUGUAUAUUUUGAAGGGCUUGCUCGUUUUGUACAUGUAUCUCUAAGAGUAGGACCUUACUAUUGAGUUUC
Molecule: messenger RNA, 2373 nt
Organism: Lycium barbarum (goji berry)
Lineage: Eukaryota; Viridiplantae; Streptophyta; Magnoliopsida; Solanales; Solanaceae
Product: protein NTM1-like 9
Exons: 6
Coding region: 258-2153 (631 amino acids)
Biological process (GO): regulation of DNA-templated transcription
Molecular function (GO): DNA binding
Source: RefSeq, a predicted model, not a curated record